Messenger RNA from Coregonus clupeaformis (lake whitefish), 19268 nucleotides. It is a transcript of the gene adgrf6, whose product is annotated as adhesion G protein-coupled receptor F6. Gene Ontology annotation, molecular function: G protein-coupled receptor activity. Gene Ontology annotation, cellular component: membrane. The record is from RefSeq and is a predicted model, not a curated record. The transcript has 143 exons. Gene Ontology annotation, biological process: cell surface receptor signaling pathway; G protein-coupled receptor signaling pathway. The coding region runs from base 21 to 18410 and encodes 6129 amino acids. Lineage: Eukaryota; Metazoa; Chordata; Actinopteri; Salmoniformes; Salmonidae.
UACCAACGCUCUACGAAUACAUGAUUGAAAUUGAGCUGAACACCACAGACGUUACAGUGAUAGAUCAACUGAGAGCCAUUCUGAGAAAUGCUAGUUACCCUGUUAGAAUCAAUAAUCUGAUACAAAUCACUGGUAUCAACAUCUCUACAGUUUGCUACCCAAAUGGUACUGGAUUCCAGUGCAGAUGUGAGGACCAAUAUCGUUGGUCAUGUGACCAGUGUCUCUCUUAUGGGAAAUGUGAUGACAUCACAUCUGACACGUGUGGAUGUAUCAAUGCCAUUCCUAAAGAUGGACAGUACUGCCAGUCGGUUCACAAACAAAACUUUACCGCAUGUCCAACAACAACAGCCUCUCCUACAACAGUUUCAACAGUACUACCAACGCUCUACGAAUACAUGAUUGAAAUUGAGCUGAACACCACAGACGUUACAGUGAUAGAUCAACUGAGAGCCAUUCUGAGAAAUGCUAGUUACCCUGUUAGAAUCAAUAAUCUGAUACAAAUCACUGGUAUCAACAUCUCUACAGUUUGCUACCCAAAUGGUACUGGAUUUCAGUGCAGAUGUGAGGACCAAUAUCGUUGGUCAUGUGACCAGUGUGUCUCUUAUGGGAAAUGUGAUGACAUCAUAUCUGACACGUGUGGAUGUAUCAAUGCCAUUCCUCCAGAUGGACAGUACUGCCAGUCGGUUCACAACCAAAUUUCAACAGUACCACCAACUCUCUACGAAUACAUGAUUGAAAUUGAGCUGAACACCACAGACGUUACAGUGAUAGAUCAACUGAGCGCCAUACUGAGAAAUGCUAGUUACCCUGUCAGAAUCAAUAAUCUGAUACAAAUCACUGGUAUCAACAUCUCUACAGUUUGCUACCCAAAUGGUACUGGAUUCCAGUGCAGAUGUGAGGACCAAUAUCGUUGGUCAUGUGACCAGUGUCUCUCUUAUGGGAAAUGUGAUGACAUCACAUCUGACACGUGUGGAUGUAUCAAUGCCAUUCCUAAAGAUGGACAACUUUACCGCAUGUCCAACAACAACAGCCUCUCCUACAACAGACUUUACCGCAUGUCCAACAACAACAGCCUCUCCUACAACAGACUUUACCGCAUGUCCAACAACAACAGCCUCUCCUACAACAGACUUUACCGCAUGUCCAACAACAACAGCCUCUCCUACAACAGAUGUGAGGACCAAUAUCGUUGGUCAUGUGACCAGUGUGUCUCUUAUGGGAAAUGUGAUGACAUCAUAUCUGACACGUGUGGAUGUAUCAAUGCCAUUCCUCCAGAUGGACAGUACUGCCAGUUGGUUCACAACCAAAUUUCAACAGUACCACCAACUCUCUACGAAUACAUGAUUGAAAUUGAGCUGAACACCACAGACGUUACAGUGAUAGAUCAACUGAGCGCCAUUCUGAGAAAUGCUAGUUACCCUGUCAGAAUCAAUAAUCUGAUACAAAUCACUGGUAUCAACAUCUCUACAGUUUGCUACCCAAAUGGUACUGGAUUCCAGUGCAGAUGUGAGGACCAAUAUCGUUGGUCAUGUGACCAGUGUGUCUCUUAUGGGAAAUGUGAUGACAUCACAUCUGACACGUGUGGAUGUAUCAAUGCCAUUCCUAAAGAUGGACAGUACUGCCAGUCGGUUCACAAACAAAUUUCAACAGUACCACCAACUCUCUACGAAUACAUGAUUGAAAUUGAGCUGAACACCACAGACGUUACAGUGAUAGAUCAACUGAGCGCCAUACUGAGAAAUGCUAGUUACCCUGUCAGAAUCAAUAAUCUGAUACAAAUCACUGGUAUCAACAUCUCUACAGUUUGCUACCCAAAUGGUACUGGAUUCCAGUGCAGAUGUGAGGACCAAUAUCGUUGGUCAUGUGACCAGUGUGUCUCUUAUGGGAAAUGUGAUGACAUCACAUAUGACACGUGUGGAUGUAUCAAUGCCAUUCCUCCAGAUGGACAGUACUGCCAGUCGGUUCACAACCAAAGGAUCCAUCGCUCCCAUGUUGACAUUGCUGAGAUGGCCUCUUUUAUUCUCUUGUCCAAGAGGGCGAGUGGUCCUCUCCUUUUUGAGCUGCUGGACCGACUUCCCCAGGACAUCUUCCGCCAUCUUGACUUCCUCUGCGUCAACAGCUUAUUUCUGGAUCUGAAGCCGUUUAUCCUCAGGGCCAGGCCGCUCCGCGUGGUUUACAACUUUUCAACAGUACCACCAACUCUCUACGAAUACAUGAUUGAAAUUGAGCUGAGCACCACAGACGUUACAGUGAUAGAUCAACUGAGAGCCAUUCUGAGAAAUGCUAGUUACCCUGUCAGAAUCAAUAAUCUGAUACAAAUCACUGGUAUCAACAUCUCUACAGUUUGCUACCCAAAUGGUACUGGAUUCCAGUGCAGAUGUGAGGACCAAUAUCGUUGGUCAUGUGACCAGUGUGUCUCUUAUGGGAAAUGUGAUGACAUCACAUCUGACACGUGUGGAUGUAUCAAUGCAAUUCCUCCAGAUGGACAGUACUGCCAGUUGGUUCACAACCAAAUUUCAACAGUACCACCAACUCUCUACGAAUACAUGAUUGAAAUUAAGCUGAACACCACAGACAUUACAGUGAUAGAUCAACUGAGAGCCAUACUGAGAAAUGCUAGUUACCCUGUCAGAAUCAAUAAUCUGAUACAAAUCACUGGUAUCAACAUCUCUACAGUUUGCUACCCAAAUGGUACUGGAUUCCAGUGCAGAUGUGAGGACCAAUAUCGUUGGUCAUGUGACCAGUGUGUCUCUUAUGGGAAAUGUGAUGACAUCACAUCUGACACGUGUGGAUGUAUCAAUGCCAUUCCUCCAGAUGGACAGUACUGCCAGUCGGUUCACAACCAAAUUUCAACAGUACCACCAACUCUCUACGAAUACAUGAUUGAAAUUAAGCUGAACACCACAGACAUUACAGUGAUAGAUCAACUGAGAGCCAUACUGAGAAAUGCUAGUUACCCUGUCAGAAUCAAUAAUCUGAUACAAAUCACUGGUAUCAACAUCUCUACAGUUUGCUACCCAAAUGGUACUGGAUUCCAGUGCAGAUGUGAGGACCAAUAUCGUUGGUCAUGUGACCAGUGUGUCUCUUAUGGGAAAUGUGAUGACAUCACAUCUGACACGUGUGGAUGUAUCAAUGCCAUUCCUCCAGAUGGACAGUACUGCCAGUCGGUUCACAACCAAAUUUCAACAGUACCACCAACUCUCUACGAAUACAUGAUUGAAAUUAAGCUGAACACCACAGACAUUACAGUGAUAGAUCAACUGAGAGCCAUACUGAGAAAUAAUAGUUACCCUGUCAGAAUCGAUAAUCUGAUACAAAUCACUGGUAUCAACAUCUCUACAGUUUGCUACCCAAAUGGUACUGGAUUCCAGUGCAGAUGUGAGGACCAAUAUCGUUGGUCAUGUGACCAAUGUGUCUCUUAUGGGAAAUGUGAUGACAUCACAUCUGACACGUGUGGAUGUAUCAAUGCAAUUCCUCCAGAUGGACAGUACUGCCAGUUGGUUCACAACCAAAUUUCAACAUUACCACCAACUCUCUACGAAUACAUUAUUGAAAUUAAGCUGAACACCACAGACAUUACAGUGAUAGAUCAACUGAGAGCCAUACUGAGAAAUAAUAGUUACCCUGUCAGAAUCGAUAAUCUGAUACAAAUCACUGGUAUCAACAUCUCUACAGUUUGCUACCCAAAUGGUACUGGAUUCCAGUGCAGAUGUGAGGACCAAUAUCGUUGGUCAUGUGACCAAUGUGUCUCUUAUGGGAAAUGUGAUGACAUCACAUCUGACACGUGUGGAUGUAUCAAUGCCAUUCCUCCAGAUGGACAGUACUGCCAGUCGGUUCACAACCAAAUUUCAACAGUACCACCAACUCUCUACGAAUACAUGAUUGAAAUUAAGCUGAACACCACAGACAUUACAGUGAUAGAUCAACUGAGAGCCAUACUGAGAAAUAAUAGUUACCCUGUCAGAAUCGAUAAUCUGAUACAAAUCACUGGUAUCAACAUCUCUACAGUUUGCUACCCAAAUGGUACUGGAUUCCAGUGCAGAUGUGAGGACCAAUAUCGUUGGUCAUGUGACCAGUGUGUCUCUUAUGGGAAAUGUGAUGACAUCACAUCUGACACGUGUGGAUGUAUCAAUGCCAUUCCUCCAGAUGGACAGUACUGCCAGUCGGUUCACAACCAAAUACCACCAACUCUCUACGAAUACAUGAUUGAAAUUGAGCUGAGCACCACAGACGUUACAGUGAUAGGUCAACUGAGAGCCAUUCUGAGAAAUGCUAGUUACCCUGUCAGAAUCAAUAAUCUGAUACAAAUCACUGGUAUCAACAUCUCUACAGUUUGCUACCCAAAUGGUACUGGAUUCCAGUGCAGAUGCGAGGACCAAUAUCGUUGGUCAUGUGACCAGUGUGUCUCUUAUGGGAAAUGUGAUGACAUCACAUCUGACACGUGUGGAUGUAUCAAUGCAAUUCCUCCAGAUGGACAGUACUGCCAGUCGGUUCACAACCAAAACUUUACCGCAUGUCCAACAACAACAGCCUCUCCUACAACAGUUUCAACAGUACCACCAACUCUCUACGAAUACAUGAUUGAAAUUGAGCUGAACACCACAGACGUUACAGUGAUAGAUCAACUGAGAGCCAUACUGAGAAAUGCUAGUUACCCUGUCAGAAUCAAUAAUCUGAUACAAAUCACUGGUAUCAACAUCUCUACAGUUUGCUACCCAAAUGGUACUGGAUUCCAGUGCAGAUGCGAGGACCAAUAUCGUUGGUCAUGUGACCAGUGUGUCUCUUAUGGGAAAUGUGAUGACAUCACAUCUGACACGUGUGGAUGUAUCAAUGCAAUUCCUCCAGAUGGACAGUACUGCCAGUCGGUUCACAACCAAAACUUUACCGCAUGUCCAACAACAACAGCCUCUCCUACAACAGUUUCAACAGUACCACCAACUCUCUACGAAUACAUGAUUGAAAUUGAGCUGAACACCACAGACUUUACAGUGAUAGAUCAACUGAGAGCCAUACUGAGAAAUGCUAGUUACCCUGUCAGAAUCAAUAAUCUGAUACAAAUCACUGGUAUCAACAUCUCUACAGUUUGCUACCCAAAUGGUACUGGAUUCCAGUGCAGAUGCGAGGACCAAUAUCGUUGGUCAUGUGACCAGUGUGUCUCUUAUGGGAAAUGUGAUGACAUCACAUCUGACACGUGUGGAUGUAUCAAUGCCAUUCCUCCAGAUGGACAGUACUGCCAGUCGGUUCACAACCAAAACUUUACCGCAUGUCCAACAACAACAGCCUCUCCUACAACAGUUUCAACCGUACCACCAACUCUCUACGAAUACAUGAUUGAAAUUGAGCUGAACACCACAGACUUUACAGUGAUAGAUCAACUGAGAGCCAUACUGAGAAAUGCUAGUUACCCUGUCAGAAUCAAUAAUCUGAUACAAAUCACUGGUAUCAACAUCUCUACAGUUUGCUACCCAAAUGGUACUGGAUUCCAGUGCAGAUGUGAGGACCAAUAUCGUUGGUCAUGUGACCAGUGUGUCUCUUAUGGGAAAUGUGAUGACAUCACAUCUGACACGUGUGGAUGUAUCAAUGCCAUUCCUCCAGAUGGACAGUACUGCCAGUCGGUUCACAACCAAAACUUUACCGCAUGUCCAACAACAACAGCCUCUCCUACAACAGUUUCAACAGUACCACCAACUCUCUACGAAUACAUGAUUGAAAUUGAGCUGAGCACCACAGACGUUACAGUGAUAGAUCAACUGAGAGCCAUUCUGAGAAAUGCUAGUUACCCUGUCAGAAUCAAUAAUCUGAUACAAAUCACUGGUAUCAACAUCUCUACAGUUUGCUACCCAAAUGGUACUAGAUUCCAGUGCAGAUGUGAGGACCAAUAUCGUUGGUCAUGUGACCAGUGUGUCUCUUAUGGGAAAUGUGAUGACAUCACAUCUGACACGUGUGGAUGUAUCAAUGCCAUUCCUCCAGAUGGACAGUACUGCCAGUCGGUUCACAACCAAAACUUUACCGCAUGUCCAACAACAACAGCCUCUCCUACAACAGUUUCAACCGUACCACCAACUCUCUACGAAUACAUGAUUGAAAUUGAGCUGAACACCACAGACGUUACAGUGAUAGAUCAACUGAGAGCCAUACUGAGAAAUGCUAGUUACCCUGUCAGAAUCAAUAAUCUGAUACAAAUCACUGGUAUCAACAUCUCUACAGUUUGCUACCCAAAUGGUACUAGAUUCCAGUGCAGAUGUGAGGACCAAUAUCGUUGGUCAUGUGACCAGUGUGUCUCUUAUGGGAAAUGUGAUGACAUCACAUCUGACACGUGUGGAUGUAUCAAUGCAAUUCCUCCAGAUGGACAGUACUGCCAGUCGGUUCACAACCAAAACUUUACCGCAUGUCCAACAACAACAGCCUCUCCUACAACAGUUUCAACAGUACCACCAACUCUCUACGAAUACAUGAUUGAAAUUGAGCUGAACACCACAGACUUUACAGUGAUAGAUCAACUGAGAGCCAUACUGAGAAAUGCUAGUUACCCUGUCAGAAUCAAUAAUCUGAUACAAAUCACUGGUAUCAACAUCUCUACAGUUUGCUACCCAAAUGGUACUGGAUUCCAGUGCAGAUGUGAGGACCAAUAUCGUUGGUCAUGUGACCAGUGUGUCUCUUAUGGGAAAUGUGAUGACAUCACAUCUGACACGUGUGGAUGUAUCAAUGCCAUUCCUCCAGAUGGACAGUACUGCCAGUCGGUUCACAACCAAAACUUUACCGCAUGUCCAACAACAACAGCCUCUCCUACAACAGUUUCAACAGUACCACCAACUCUCUACGAAUACAUGAUUGAAAUUGAGCUGAACACCACAGACGUUACAGUGAUAGAUCAACUGAGAGCCAUACUGAGAAAUGCUAGUUACCCUGUCAGAAUCAAUAAUCUGAUACAAAUCACUGGUAUCAACAUCUCUACAGUUUGCUACCCAAAUGGUACUAGAUUCCAGUGCAGAUGUGAGGACCAAUAUCGUUGGUCAUGUGACCAGUGUGUCUCUUAUGGGAAAUGUGAUGACAUCACAUCUGACACGUGUGGAUGUAUCAAUGCCAUUCCUCCAGAUGGACAGUACUGCCAGUCGGUUCACAACCAAAACUUUACCGCAUGUCCAACAACAACAGCCUCUCCUACAACAGUUUCAACCGUACCACCAACUCUCUACGAAUACAUGAUUGAAAUUGAGCUGAACACCACAGACAUUACAGUGAUAGAUCAACUGAGAGCCAUACUGAGAAAUGCUAGUUACCCUGUCAGAAUCAAUAAUCUGAUACAAAUCACUGGUAUCAACAUCUCUACAGUUUGCUACCCAAAUGGUACUGGAUUCCAGUGCAGAUGUGAGGACCAAUAUCGUUGGUCAUGUGACCAGUGUGUCUCUUAUGGGAAAUGUGAUGACAUCACAUCUGACACGUGUGGAUGUAUCAAUGCAAUUCCUCCAGAUGGACAGUACUGCCAGUCGGUUCACAACCAAAACUUUACCGCAUGUCCAACAACAACAGCCUCUCCUACAACAGUUUCAACAGUACCACCAACUCUCUACGAAUACAUGAUUGAAAUUGAGCUGAACACCACAGACUUUACAGUGAUAGAUCAACUGAGAGCCAUACUGAGAAAUGCUAGUUACCCUGUCAGAAUCAAUAAUCUGAUACAAAUCACUGGUAUCAACAUCUCUACAGUUUGCUACCCAAAUGGUACUGGAUUCCAGUGCAGAUGUGAGGACCAAUAUCGUUGGUCAUGUGACCAGUGUGUCUCUUAUGGGAAAUGUGAUGACAUCACAUCUGACACGUGUGGAUGUAUCAAUGCAAUUCCUCCAGAUGGACAGUACUGCCAGUCGGUUCACAACCAAAACUUUACCGCAUGUCCAACAACAACAGCCUCUCCUACAACAGUUUCAACAGUACAACCAACUCUCUACGAAUACAUGAUUGAAAUUGAGCUGAACACCACAGACGUUACAGUGAUAGAUCAACUGAGAGCCAUACUGAGAAAUGCUAGUUACCCUGUCAGAAUCAAUAAUCUGAUACAAAUCACUGGUAUCAACAUCUCUACAGUUUGCUACCCAAAUGGUACUGGAUUCCAGUGCAGAUGUGAGGACCAAUAUCGUUGGUCAUGUGACCAGUGUGUCUCUUAUGGGAAAUGUGAUGACAUCACAUCUGACACGUGUGGAUGUAUCAAUGCCAUUCCUCCAGAUGGACAGUACUGCCAGUCGGUUCACAACCAAAACUUUACCGCAUGUCCAACAACAACAGCCUCUCCUACAACAGUUUCAACAGUACCACCAACUCUCUACGAAUACAUGAUUGAAAUUGAGCUGAGCACCACAGACGUUACAGUGAUAGAUCAACUGAGAGCCAUUCUGAGAAAUGCUAGUUACCCUGUCAGAAUCAAUAAUCUGAUACAAAUCACUGGUAUCAACAUCUCUACAGUUUGCUACCCAAAUGGUACUGGAUUCCAGUGCAGAUGUGAGGACCAAUAUCGUUGGUCAUGUGACCAGUGUGUCUCUUAUGGGAAAUGUGAUGACAUCACAUCUGACACGUGUGGAUGUAUCAAUGCCAUUCCUCCAGAUGGACAGUACUGCCAGUCGGUUCACAACCAAAACUUUACCGCAUGUCCAACAACAACAGCCUCUCCUACAACAGUUUCAACCGUACCACCAACUCUCUACGAAUACAUGAUUGAAAUUGAGCUGAACACCACAGACGUUACAGUGAUAGAUCAACUGAGAGCCAUACUGAGAAAUGCUAGUUACCCUGUCAGAAUCAAUAAUCUGAUACAAAUCACUGGUAUCAACAUCUCUACAGUUUGCUACCCAAAUGGUACUGGAUUCCAGUGCAGAUGUGAGGACCAAUAUCGUUGGUCAUGUGACCAGUGUGUCUCUUAUGGGAAAUGUGAUGACAUCACAUCUGACACGUGUGGAUGUAUCAAUGCAAUUCCUCCAGAUGGACAGUACUGCCAGUCGGUUCACAACCAAAACUUUACCGCAUGUCCAACAACAACAGCCUCUCCUACAACAGUUUCAACCGUACCACCAACUCUCUACGAAUACAUGAUUGAAAUUGAGCUGAACACCACAGACGUUACAGUGAUAGAUCAACUGAGAGCCAUACUGAGAAAUGCUAUUUACCCUGUCAGAAUCAAUAAUCUGAUACAAAUCACUGGUAUCAACAUCUCUACAGUUUGCUACCCAAAUGGUACUGGAUUCCAGUGCAGAUGUGAGGACCAAUAUCGUUGGUCAUGUGACCAGUGUGUCUCUUAUGGGAAAUGUGAUGACAUCACAUCUGACACGUGUGGAUGUAUCAAUGCAAUUCCUCCAGAUGGACAGUACUGCCAGUCGGUUCACAACCAAAACUUUACCGCAUGUCCAACAACAACAGCCUCUCCUACAACAGUUUCAACAGUACCACCUACUCUCUACGAAUACAUGAUUGAAAUUGAGCUGAGCACCACAGACGUUACAGUGAUAGAUCAACUGAGAGCCAUUCUGAGAAAUGCUAGUUACCCUGUCAGAAUCAAUAAUCUGAUACAAAUCACUGGUAUCAACAUCUCUACAGUUUGCUACCCAAAUGGUACUGGAUUCCAGUGCAGAUGUGAGGACCAAUAUCGUUGGUCAUGUGACCAGUGUGUCUCUUAUGGGAAAUGUGAUGACAUCACAUCUGACACGUGUGGAUGUAUCAAUGCCAUUCCUCCAGAUGGACAGUACUGCCAGUCGGUUCACAACCAAAACUUUACCGCAUGUCCAACAACAACAGCCUCUCUUACAACAGUUUCAACAGUACCACCAACUCUCUACGAAUACAUGAUUGAAAUUGAGCUGAACACCACAGACGUUACAGUGAUAGAUCAACUGAGAGCCAUACUGAGAAAUGCUAGUUACCCUGUCAGAAUCAAUAAUCUGAUACAAAUCACUGGUAUCAACAUCUCUACAGUUUGCUACCCAAAUGGUACUGGAUUCCAGUGCAGAUGUGAGGACCAAUAUCGUUGGUCAUGUGACCAGUGUGUCUCUUAUGGGAAAUGUGAUGACAUCACAUCUGACACGUGUGGAUGUAUCAAUGCAAUUCCUCCAGAUGGACAGUACUGCCAGUCGGUUCACAACCAAAACUUUACCGCAUGUCCAACAACAACAGCCUCUCCUACAACAGUUUCAACCGUACCACCAACUCUCUACGAAUACAUGAUUGAAAUUGAGCUGAACACCACAGACGUUACAGUGAUAGAUCAACUGAGAGCCAUACUGAGAAAUGCUAGUUACCCUGUCAGAAUCAAUAAUCUGAUACAAAUCACUGGUAUCAACAUCUCUACAGUUUGCUACCCAAAUGGUACUGGAUUCCAGUGCAGAUGUGAGGACCAAUAUCGUUGGUCAUGUGACCAGUGUGUCUCUUAUGGGAAAUGUGAUGACAUCACAUCUGACACGUGUGGAUGUAUCAAUGCCAUUCCUCCAGAUGGACAGUACUGCCAGUCGGUUCACAACCAAAACUUUACCGCAUGUCCAACAACAACAGCCUCUCCUACAACAGUUUCAACAGUACCACCAACUCUCUACGAAUACAUGAUUGAAAUUGAGCUGAACACCACAGACGUUACAGUGAUAGAUCAACUGAGAGCCAUUCUGAGAAAUGCUAGUUACCCUGUCAGAAUCAAUAAUCUGAUACAAAUCACUGGUAUCAACAUCUCUACAGUUUGCUACCCAAAUGGUACUGGAUUCCAGUGCAGAUGUGAGGACCAAUAUCGUUGGUCAUGUGACCAGUGUGUCUCUUAUGGGAAAUGUGAUGACAUCACAUCUGACACGUGUGGAUGUAUCAAUGCAAUUCCUCCAGAUGGACAGUACUGCCAGUCGGUUCACAACCAAAACUUUACCGCAUGUCCAACAACAACAGCCUCUCUUACAACAGUUUCAACAUUACCACCAACUCUCUACGAAUACAUGAUUGAAAUUGAGCUGAACACCACAGACGUUACAGUGAUAGAUCAACUGAGAGCCAUACUGAGAAAUGCUAGUUACCCUGUCAGAAUCAAUAAUCUGAUACAAAUCACUGGUAUCAACAUCUCUACAGUUUGCUACCCAAAUGGUACUGGAUUCCAGUGCAGAUGUGAGGACCAAUAUCGUUGGUCAUGUGACCAGUGUGUCUCUUAUGGGAAAUGUGAUGACAUCACAUCUGACACGUGUGGAUGUAUCAAUGCGAUUCCUCCAGAUGGACAGUACUGCCAGUCGGUUCACAACCAAAACUUUACCCCAUGUCCAACAACAACAGCCUCUCCUACAACAGUUUCAACAGUACCACCAACUCUCUACGAAUACAUGAUUGAAAUUGAGCUGAACACCACAGACGUUACAGUGAUAGAUCAACUGAGAGCCAUUCUGAGAAAUGCUAGUUACCCUGUCAGAAUCAAUAAUCUGAUACAAAUCACUGGUAUCAACAUCUCUACAGUUUGCUACCCAAAUGGUACUGGAUUCCAGUGCAGAUGUGAGGACCAAUAUCGUUGGUCAUGUGACCAGUGUGUCUCUUAUGGGAAAUGUGAUGACAUCACAUCUGACACGUGUGGAUGUAUCAAUGCAAUUCCUCCAGAUGGACAGUACUGCCAGUCGGUUCACAACCAAAACUUUACCGCAUGUCCAACAACAACAGCCUCUCCUACAACAGUUUCAACAGUACCACCAACUCUCUACGAAUACAUGAUUGAAAUUGAGCUGAGCACCACAGACGUUACAGUGAUAGAUCAACUGAGAGCCAUUCUGAGAAAUGCUAGUUACCCUGUCAGAAUCAAUAAUCUGAUACAAAUCACUGGUAUCAACAUCUCUACAGUUUGCUACCCAAAUGGUACUGGAUUCCAGUGCAGAUGUGAGGACCAAUAUCGUUGGUCAUGUGACCAGUGUGUCUCUUAUGUGAAAUGUGAUGACAUCACAUCUGACACGUGUGGAUGUAUCAAUGCAAUUCCUCCAGAUGGACAGUACUGCCAGUCGGUUCACAACCAAAACUUUACCGCAUGUCCAACAACAACAGCCUCUCCUACAACAGUUUCAACAGUACCACCAACUCUCUACGAAUACAUGAUUGAAAUUGAGCUGAGCACCACAGACGUUACAGUGAUGGAUCAACUGAGAGCCAUUCUGAGAAAUGCUAGUUACCCUGUCAGAAUCAAUAAUCUGAUACAAAUCACUGGUAUCAACAUCUCUACAGUUUGCUACCCAAAUGGUACUGGAUUCCAGUGCAGAUGUGAGGACCAAUAUCGUUGGUCAUGUGACCAGUGUGUCUCUUAUGGGAAAUGUGAUGACAUCACAUCUGACACGUGUGGAUGUAUCAAUGCCAUUCCUCCAGAUGGACAGUACUGCCAGUCGGUUCACAACCAAAACUUUACCGCAUGUCCAACAACAACAGCCUCUCCUACAACAGUUUCAACAGUACCACCAACUCUCUACGAAUACAUGAUUGAAAUUGAGCUGAGCUCCACAGACGUUACAGUGAUAGAUCAACUGAGAGCCAUUCUGAGAAAUGCUAGUUACCCUGUCAGAAUCAAUAAUCUGAUACAAAUCAUUGGUAUCAACAUCUCUACAGUUUGCUACCCAAAUGGUACUGGAUUCCUGUGCAGAUGUGAGGACCAAUAUCGUUGGUCAUGUGACCAGUGUGUCUCUUAUGUGAAAUGUGAUGACAUCACAUCUGACACGUGUGGAUGUAUCAAUGCAAUUCCUCCAGAUGGACAGUACUGCCAGUCGGUUCACAACCAAAACUUUACCGCAUGUCCAACAACAACAGCCUCUCCUACAACAGUUUCAACAGUACCACCAACUCUCUACGAAUACAUGAUUGAAAUUGAGCUGAGCACCACAGACGUUACAGUGAUAGAUCAACUGAGAGCCAUUCUGAGAAAUGCUAGUUACCCUGUCAGAAUCAAUAAUAUGAUACAAAUCACUGGUAUCAACAUCUCUACAGUUUGCUACCCAAAUGGUACUGGAUUCCAGUGCAGAUGUGAGGACCAAUAUCGUUGGUCAUGUGACCAGUGUGUCUCUUAUGGGAAAUGUGAUGACAUCACAUCUGACACGUGUGGAUGUAUCAAUGCCAUUCCUCCAGAUGGACAGUACUGCCACUCGGUUCACAACCAAAACUUUACCGCAUGUCCAACAACAACAGCCUCUCCUACAAAAGUUUCAACAGUACCACCAACUCUCUACGAAUACAUGAUUGAAAUUGAGCUGAACACCACAGACGUUACAGUGAUAGAUCAACUGAGCGCCAUACUGAGAAAUGCUAGUUACCCUGUCAGAAUCAAUAAUAUGAUACAAAUCAGUGGUAUCAACAUCUCUACAGUUUGCUACCCAAAUGGUACUGGAUUCCAGUGCAGAUGUGAGGACCAAUAUCGUUGGUCAUGUGACCAGUGUGUCUCUUAUGGGAAAUGUGAUGACAUCACAUCUGACACAUGUGGAUGUAUCAAUGCCAUUCCUCCAGAUGGACAGUACUGCCAGUCAGUUCACAACCAAAACUAUACCACAUGUCCAACAACAACAGCCUCUCCUACAACAGUUUCAACAGUGCCACCAACUCUCUACGAAUACAUGAUUGAAAUUGAGCUGAACACCACAGACGUUACAGUGAUAGAUCAACUGAGAGCCAUUCUGAGAAAUGCUAGUUACCCUGUCAGAAUCAAUGAUCUGAUACAAAUAACUGGUAUCAACAUCUCUACAGUUUGCUACCCAAAUGGUACUGGAUUCCAGUGCAGAUGUGAGGACCAAUAUCGUUGGUCAUGUGACCAGUGUGUCUCUUAUGGGAAAUGUGAUGACAUCAUAUCUGACACUUGUGGAUGUAUCAAUGCCAUUCCUCCAGAUGGACAGUACUGCCAGUCGGUUCACAACCAAAACUUUACCGCAUGUCCAACAACAACAGCCUCUCCUACAACAGACUAUACAACACCUGAGGCCAGCACUACAGAACAGAGUACUACAGCUGACCCCACAACACAACUGACCACAGUUACCAACUCUACAACACCUGAGGCCAGCACUACAGAACAAAUAAUUACAGCUGAUCCCACAACACAAUUGACCACAGUUACAAAUUCUACAACACCUGAGGCCAGCACUACAGAACAAAUAACUACAGUUGAUCCCACAACACAACUGACCGCAGUUACCAACUCUACAACAACUGCACCCACAACAGGACAAAGUCAUACAGCUGACCCCACAACACAACUGAUCACAGUUACCAACUCUACAACACCUGAGGCCAGCACUACAGAACAGAGUACUACAGCUGACCCCACAACACAACUGACCACAGUUACCAACUCUACAACACCUGAGGCCAGCACUACAGCACAAAGUACUACAGUUGAUCCCACAACACAACUGACCACAGUUACCAACUCUACAAUACCUGAGGCCAGCACUACAGAACAGAGUACUACAGCUGACCCCACAACACAACUCACCACAGUUACCAACUCUACAACACCUGAGACCAGCACUACAGAAAAAAUAACUACAGUUGAUCCCACAACAAAACUGACCGCAGUUACCAACUCUACAACACCUGAGGCCAGCACUACAGAACAGAGUACUACAGCUGACACCACAACACAACUGACCACAGUUACCAACUCUACAACACCUGAGACCAGCACUACAGAAAAAAUAACUACAGUUGAUCCCACAACAAAACUGACCGCAGUUACCAACUCUACAACACCUGAGGCCAGCACUACAGAACAGAGUACUACAGCUGACCCCACAACACAACUGACCACAGUUACCAACUCUACAACACCUGAGACCAGCACUACAGAAAAAAUAACUACAGUUGAUCCCACAACAAAACUGACCGCAGUUACCAACUCUACAACACCUGAGGCCAGCACUACAGAACAGAGUACUACAGCUGACCCCACAACACAACUGACCACAGUUACCAACUCUACUACACAUGCAGCCACAACAAAACAGAUCACUACAGCUGACCCCACAACACAACUAACCACAGUUCUCAACUCUACAACACCUGAGGCCAGCACUACAGCACAAAGUACUACAGUUGAUCCCACAACACAACUGACCGCAGUUACCAACUCUACAACAACUGCACCCACAACAGGACAAAGUCCUACAGCUGACCCCACAACACAACUGACCACAGUUACCAACUCUACAAUACCUGAGGCCAGCACUACAGAACAGAGUACUACAGCUGACCCCACAACACAACUGACCACAGUUACCAACUCUACAACACCUGAGGCCAGCACUACAGCACAAAGUACUACAGUUGAUCCCACAAUACAACUGACCGCAGUUACCAACUCUACAACAACUGCACCCACAAUAGGACAAAGUACUACAACUGACCCCACAACACAACUGACCACAGUUACCAACUCUACAACACCUGAGGCCAGCACUGCAGCGCAAAGUACUACAGCUGACCUCACAACACAACUGACCACAGUUACAAUAACUACUAAAUCAACACCAGCAUUAACUACAAAAACAACACCACCACCACCAACAACAACAACAACAAUAACAACUACUGCAAACCAAGCUGAUAUUCUGUUGUUGGCAAUGUCCUUCAAAAUGAUUGAAGAUUUCACUAGCGACCUAAAUGAUGAAAAUAGUGACAAAUACAAAAAGUACAAAGGCGAUAUUGAACCAGUUAUCCAGGAGCAGUAUAGGAAGAACAUGCCAGGGUUUAUUUCAGCAGCAUUGACAAGUUUCAGCCCUGGAAGUGUUAUAGUCAACUGUGAUGUUAGGACCACAGUUGCAGACCCCACUGCAAUUACCAAUGCUAAUGCUGGAGUUGCAAAAUCACUUCCAGCUGUUUAUCAAGUUGAUGUUAGCUCUUUCAAUAUUAUUUAUAACAGUAACCCAGCAUUAAGUUAUACACCAACUCCCAUUUACUCUGGUGGCACCAUGACCCUGGAGUGUGGACCUCGUCCUGAUACUGUAAAUAUGGGCACUAUUAAAAACGUUGAGUGGAAACGAAAGGGAAGAGUUUUAACAUCGACUGGAAGGUUCACCAUCUAUACAGAUUCCUUGAUAUCACAAAAGACAAAACUUGAUAUCAGAAAUGUAAUUGCUGAUGAUGAUGGGAAAUAUGAAUGCACUCUGAAGAGUGACUUAAUCUAUUUCUACCAAAUGGGUCAAAUUGACAUCAAAGAUGCUCCCGUUAUUCAAACGAUGACAGAAAUCAAUAUCCAAUGUAAGGUGGGGAAAAUUGAGUCACUGGAGUGUUGUGUGCAGACUCCCUAUAAACUCCUGUGGAAAGAAGGGAAUACAGAAUUGGUCACAUAUGAGAGUCCUGGAAAUUGCAUUAAGUAUGACUAUACAAUUCAAAACUGUGAUGGACAAGUCAAAGAAGUCACAUUAACAUGCCAAGUCAAAGACCCAACAGCAUAUGAAAAGACUGCAAAAUUGACUAUUUUCACAGAAGAUAUUGCUUGCCAGGACAAUGAAUAUGGUAGUGGCCGAGUUAAAGACACAUCAGUGGCAGCAUGUGCUGAAGGUGAGGAUGGAAGUAAGACAGCAAUUUGUGAAAGCAAUGGAAAAUGGAGACUUCAGAGUGACACUUGUGUCUUGACUGCAAUCAAUGAGCUACUGACCUCAUCUAAGGAAUUGGAAGAAGCAAUGGUUGAAGGAUUUUUAACAAAACUUAGUGAUACCUCUGGAAAUCUAAAGAGCAAAAUCGUUAAUUCAACUGCAACUAUUUCGACCAUUGUUGAUAUUCUGAGCAUUGUUGCAAAUAUUUCAAAGAAUAUCAGCCAGUCUGAGAUAAAGAACAUUCUAGAAACAGUGAAUGUCCUAGUUUCUGAUGAAGCAAAAGAAUCCUGGACCGUUCUCAAUGCCGACCAAAAUAAAAACACCAGCUCUAGUUUACUGGGCUCCAUGGAAUUGUUUGCAGGUUCUCUCCCAACAAAGUCAUUUAAUGUAACAACAGAGCUAAUUCAGUUAAACCAAGCCACAUUUGACAACUCAUUCAGUGCAGACUUAAAUUCAAGUGUGUUAAUAGAGAUUCCAGAGACUAAUUCCAAUCACCUCACCAUCACCACUCUAACGUUCUCCUCCCUCAAUAAUGUGUUACCUGCCAGGAAUGGCAGCAAUCAAAGUGUCAACGACAACAUCAUCAAUGGAUUUGUAGUGCUGGCGAAGUUGAAUGGAACGACUAACAAUGUCUCAUUGAGCUUCGAUAAGGUGAACAAGUCGCUCACAUUCAAUCCUCAGUGUGUUUUCUGGAACUUCAGCCUUUUUAACAGCCUUGGGGGAUGGGAUGAUAAAGGAUGUAAACUGCAGUCUAAUGAGAAUGGCACUGUCACCUGUCACUGUAACCAUCUGACCUCCUUCUCCAUUUUGAUGUCAACGUCCAUUCCGAAAGAGAUUCAAGACGCUUUGGAUAUAAUCACUUAUGUUGGAGUUGGCAUAUCGAUGGGUAGCUUAGUCAUGUGUCUCAUCAUUGAGGCUUGUGUAUGGAAGGCCAUGACCAGAAACAACACCUCUUACAUGCGCCAUGUCUCCAUAGUGAACAUCGCUGUGUCUCUCCUGAUUGCUGACAUUUGGUUCAUCAUUGGUGCAUCAAUAGUAAAAAAUGACCUUGAAAACCCAGGCGAGGACACCACAACACCUAUACCAGCAUGUACUGCAGCAACGUUUUUCAUUCACUUUUUCUACCUUGCUCUAUUCUUUUGGAUGCUGAUCUCGGGCCUUCUUCUUUUCUACCGGACCAUCAUGGUUUUCUCCCAUAUGUCAAAAUCAACUAUGCUGGCUAUUGGCUUCUCAGUGGGCUAUGGGGCACCUUUUAUCAUUGCUGUUGUUACUGUGGCAGCAACAGCUCCAAGUGAUGGAUACAUCAAGGAAAACCAGGCAUGUUGGCUCAACUGGGACAAGACAAUGGCUCUCCUUGCUUUUGUGAUCCCUGCCCUGACCAUAGUGGUCAUCAACUUUUUGAUCCUGAUUGUGGUUCUGUACAAAAUGCUGAGGAGAGGUGUGGGGGAUGCUAGCCAGCCAAAUGAGAGAAAUGCUGUUGUGGUCAUCGCCAGGUGUCUGGCCAUUCUGACUCCAUUCUUUGGCCUUACCUGGGGACUGGGAGUAGGAACCAUGGUUGAUCCAACAAAUAAGGGAAUCCAUAUUGUGUUUGCCCUCUUCAAUUCACUACAGGGUUUCUUUGUUUUGGUGUUUGGAACACUUUUAGACGGCAAGAUCCGGUCAGCUAUAGCAGGAAGUUUCUCUUCCAUCAUCCCAGGCUCUGACCGUACGAGGAGUACCAAUGGUGGUGCGGCAACAUCAUCAACCAGUGCAUUAAACUUCUUCCGAAGAAGAAUAAGGAGGAAUGCCUACAAUGUUUCGGAAGCUGUAAAUUCUUCCAGCAGCACUGGUGCUACAGAGUCAUUCAUCAACACCUAACUCAAUGCAACCAACCAUCUAGAGACAGCAGUAUGGGUUGAUGUAUUGAGCAGGGCACUGCAACUGUUUGUCAUCUUGUCUACAAACAGAAUGUUUCACUCUGAAAUAUGACUUAAGAUAUAUCAAAGGUAGUACAAGCUGUUCUUCCGCUUGACAAGAAGUGUAGCCUUUGACCUGGACCUGCCAUAAAACAUGUCUUGGUCCAGCACACAAUUCAUCUAUUGAUGUGAAGAUGUUGGACUUUUCUGGAAUAAUGCUGUGAGUUCUAUAGGGGUUUUGUCUGAGAGACUUGCCUCUUUUUUGUUGUACAUGUUUAGGAGUCUAGACACUACUGUGAAUGAUGGACCAGUUUGAACCAAGUUCUGAACAAGACAUAGCACUUUAAAUGAUGUAUGGUAUUGAAGGACUUUUCUUUUUUGUUAUUCAGGUUUCCAAAGGAAGCAAUAUCCAAAUAUAAUAGAUGAUCAGAUAAUUACAGGAACUUAUUAACGUAAAUUAGCUGCAUCGGUGCAGACAAGUGUUAACUGUAUGACAGAGAAUUCGCCUUUUUUUAAAUACAUUUUUACUUAAUUAUGUUAUGGAUUUCCAUGUUGUUGCCAUUACCACUUAUGUGUGUUGUAUUAAAAUGCAUUAUAUGGCUGCUAUUGUCUUUUCUUAUGUGGAGUAAAUGUAAUGGAAUAUUUUAAAUGUGUAUCAUUUAUUGUUGAAGAGGCUUCUACAGUAGAUCAUGUUGGAUACACAAGUAGUAAACAAAGAGUUUUGUCUCGUUGCACCUGUCUCACAGACAGUGUUGCUGCAACUCGAUAGCCAAAGUCUUGGUUCAACCAUCUACCCAAUAAAGAUGCCAUGUUUGCCAUA